Amoebophrya sp. A120 is the source of this 1274-nucleotide messenger RNA. Lineage: Eukaryota; Dinophyceae; Syndiniales; Amoebophryaceae. The record is from the annotation of a GenBank genome assembly.
GUGCACGAAAUUCAUCCCGCGUUCUACCGCGCCAGUAGGGCGCCGCGUCCUUUUCAGUGAUACAAAGGUGUAGUUUUCGCACACAACAAAUAAGAUGUUGCGCGACGUGCUUUCGGCCACCGAUGCCGCUAGUAUCCUCACCGGCGCAGGAAAGGCCAGCUCGAGCAGAACGCCACUCAGCCACACUGGAACCGAAGAACCGCGUGCGCAACCUUCAGCAGCAUUCCCGACCAACAGCGGCAGAAGAAACGCAAGGACGAGUUUCUUCUCUUUUGGCUCACUUUUGAAGUUUUUCGCCCCUUCCGAGCCUCCACCGCUAGAAAAUUUCCCGGACCCCAAAGUCGCGGGGUUUAAGGCAAACGGGAAAAAGUGCCGGUGUAAUGGGAGUCCGGGCGGAGACAGACCCCUCGGCCCGCCGCCGGUUUUUAAAUCGAAAGAGGAAAAAGACGGCACGAUUGACGAGGCAAACCGGGCCGUGAAUAUAUCAAAUGCAAAAAUGUCUGGGUCUGGAAACUUGUGAUGCUGGGUGGCGUAUCAUGAGGAGGCCACAAGUGCUCGCUCAGCAUGACAAGUUUCUGAGCUUCUAGAUGUUGCCUAUUCUGCAGGACAAACUGCGUUUCUACAUGACAGAAAAAUGGCGGUCUUGGGUAACGUGCAUGACAGAUUUGAGAGUCAUGCCAGACAAGCAUGACAAACAUGCACUCUUCCAGACCCAGACAUUUUUACACUUGAUAGAAUAUGGCGCACACGUAUUUUCAGGGCGCCGUGCACAAGUAUGAUACAAAGAGGAUUGGACUGCUGAAGCAACUUGAAAGGUACGUUUUUCGGUUAUCUGUUGUCAUGCAGAUGGAAACGCGUCGUAUCACCGCGGAUGUGUUUAUAGAAUUUCCCGUGCUCCCUUCCACCAGCAGCUUCCUCCCUCGUAGUCAAAGAAAAGAAAAAUUUCCACAGGUACACCCGGGCCCAGCAUCAGCUCGAAGAUUCCCUCCGGGGGCUGCUUUCUGGGUUCCGAAACCAGGCCAGCUUGAACCGGCGGUAUGACAUGGUUUUGCCGGAGAAAGCGAUGGUAAGAAAAGCCGUGAAAAUCUACAACAGACGCGUAGUUCCCGCAGCCUGUCAGAUCGGCCUGACCGUUCCCUUGCAUGCUGCUGACACGUUUGAAUAAAAGUAGAAAACAACAAGUUGCUUGGCGGGCAGCAUUACUACUACUGUGCUUUUUAUGAAAAGAAAAAGAAGUAAGUACGUGAAGAUUGACUUUACUUUCCUACCGCACA